Messenger RNA from Tigriopus californicus, 1269 nucleotides. RefSeq lists its product as uncharacterized. Lineage: Eukaryota; Metazoa; Arthropoda; Copepoda; Harpacticoida; Harpacticidae. Bases 70 to 1269 code for a protein of 399 amino acids. The transcript has 2 exons. The record is from RefSeq and is a predicted model, not a curated record.
GACUCUCUUUCAUUGCGCCUAAAAUUGCCAAUUGUGCUCGAAGGGCCAUAUACGACGUAUUCUGUUAUAAUGGACAACCACGAGAUUAAUCGUGGCAAGCUUUGCUUGAUUUGUGGCACUGCCUUCCACAUAUCCGUAAUUCCAAUCGGAUUGUCGAACACCAUCCGAACCUUUUACAUGGAGGACUACUCUUUGGAAGACUCAAGACUUCCCAGUGCAGUUUGUAAGACGUGCCUACGACGAUUAUAUUCCUUUCGAAAUGGCGAUUUUAGUCGACCAAUUGCACCUUAUUUUGAUUGGUCAUCCAUGGCAUCAUUUCGACGGACGCGUGUUUCUCUCCUUUGCUCGUGUCAUCCAAUAUGUGCCCGUGCGAGCUCUGCUUCGAAAUUCGGAAGUGAAGGAAGAAACAACCAAACCAAGCGCAAGGUUGGAAACCCAAAUUUGAAGUUAAAGUCCAAGGCUGGAUCACGUUUAGCUCGACUGUGUGGGCGUUGCUUGAGCCCUUUGUAUCCGGGUUGCUCUCACAAAUGCGGAGCGAAAGCUUUAUUAGAGAACCUCGAAACUCGGUUACCUCAAGCCACCCGUGAUCAAAUGAUAAUUCAAACAUUGAAGCGAAAAAGUCUCGAAACGAAUGAUCAGGCGCACAAUUUAAAACUUCUACGACCAGGCAAUCCAAUUAAAAUCGCAAAUCCUUUUCAAGAAAAGGCAGCUCGGACCAAAACCUCAAAAAUUCCUGAUGAGUUGAUUGCCCUAAAGAACAACGUUGGUUUAUCCAAUAAGCAAACUCUAAAGAUUUCUUCAAGUAUUCGUCGAAAUUUUGGCUCCAAUGCCAUUGAAACAGGUGUGGCCCAAGCACUGACGCGACGAAAUCGUUUGCUCAAAGACUACUUCACUCAAUCUAGUGUAUACUUCCCAGAUGAUCAGAAAAAAAGUACCAUUGUUUGGUGUCAUGAUUUAGCCGGCUUAAUACGUAGACUAAGGGAAUUGAGAGGCACCAUCAGUGAUGAAAACGAAAUUAUAAGGAUCAGCAUCGACAAAGGAGGAAGAACGUUGAAAAUGACCAUGUCUCUCGUGAAACAUUCGGAGAUUGAAGAAAAAGGAAACAACGCCGGGCAACUAAGCAUUGGAGUCAUGAAAAUGACGUGUAAUGCAGUUGCACACGAUGUUUCGGAAGGUUACAACAACUGCAAGAAGAUCCUUUCCCGUACUCAACUAAACGCUCUACCCUUCAAAUUCCAAUUGGUCUGCGUUCCAUUCGGCUUUCCGUAG